AUUUGCUUAAGCGCAACCGCAGAUCGCGACAAGUCCUGCGAGCUAUGAGCGACUCGCCGCCACCGCCACCACCGUCGCCUCCACCCGCGUCUCCGAAAGCAGCUGCAGCCCCGCCUCCACCUUCUCAUGAUGUCCCUCCUCCUCCAUCUCCUCAGCCACCAGCGGUAUCGGGUGGUCCGCCUCGCCUGGGUCGGGCGAAUUCACUAGUUCCUGCUCCGUCGUCGAAACUCCUGGUGUAUGUUCCGUUGGACGCCCCGGAUGAUUUGGACCGGAAUUGGGCGUGGCAUUACAUGACGGCCCAAAAGCAACUCACGGGGGACAUGGCCGACCUGGACAAGUGGAAAACCGUCGACGGGUUCGAGAAGCACACGGCCUUGGUGUACGGUCUGUUGACAGACUCGAAGGAGAUCUUCUGGGCUCUUCUUCGGACUUUCUGGAACGACAACCAAGCGAUCAAGGACAAGACGUUCCAAGGCCUGCAUGCUCUGGUGGACAUCCGCUUCCUCCGCCUCGCGCCGUCGUGUCGCGCCAACUUGCUCUGGCUCGUCGAGCAAUGCAUCCACGACAGUGUCAACGUCGACGCGCUCCUGAUCGUCCUGAUGCGAUACGUGGGGGUGCCUUGCGCAGACGCCGAGCCGAGCCUUCUUGAGUGGCUCGUUCGGGUGGUGGCGACCCCUGCGAUAUGGGACUCCAUCGUCCCACACAUCGCGUUUACGCUGCUCAGCAUCCUCCCCGAGCUCUAUGCCACCAAACCUAACGACGCCGUGACCAGUCAGGUUAUCCACACGCUGUUGUCACUGCACUCAAACCACGCCCGUGCCAUGUUGGUCGCCGGCCGAGAACUCGUCCGCCUUGUCGACGACGCAAUUCCACUCAUCCCAGCCGUCGCCCCCCUACAGGCGUGGCUACAUACUCAGUCCUUGGGGCUAACGCCGUCCAAGUUUGUUGUGGGUCGACUGACGUUCAAAGUGCAUGAGCAUCUGCGCUUUGUGCUCGAUAAAGUAACGCACGUAGCAGCCCAUCGGUACCAGAAGUGGUUUCAAGCGGCGUUUCUGCAGGGUCAGUCAGCCUUUGAAGGCCGCAUCGCCGACCUCAUCCGAUUUGUAUGCGCCGUGCACCAGCCAUCCAGCCAAGCAGUCGAGUUAAAGAUGACACCGCGGUAUCACAUUUUGGGCUGGUUGUUCCUUCUCAACAAAACCGCCGCCGCCAAGACCCGCGUGCUGCACGCCAUGUAUUUCGACUUUUUACACUACAGCCCAGACAUCCCCGUGCUCCAGUUGGAGCCUGCGAUGAUGUUGCUCCUCAAGGCAACCAAGAAUCGCAACCAUGGCAUGGUGCAGGAUAUCAUGACGUUCCUCGUCGCCCGCGUGGACGGCGCGCCGGACGUGGCCGCGAAGGUGGCGGCGGCCAUCUCGGCUCUGAUCAAGCUCGGCAUGAUGCGCAACCUGCUGCCCCUGGUCGACUACCUCGGGGAAUUCCACCCGGCGCUGGGCAAGCAAUCUCAGGCGGCGCUCCCACUGCACUUUACUCCUCGUGCUCCAGGCCAUACUGCGAUCACGUCAUCGCCAAACCAGUCGAACAACUCGCCGUCGCAUCAUCACAGGCCGUCGCCGCAGCACUCGACCCCUCCCACGUCGUCGUCCCCUCAGCGUGCCACGUCAUCGCCCCAACGGCCGAAUGUGUCGCCCCAGUACGAUACAUCUCCGAACCAGCACCCGCGCCAUCAUCCGCCGCCGUCAGAAGACGUGGACAUGGCGUCCAACUGGACGGAGCAGUCGUUUCUGGACGAUACCCACCCGUCGACGCCGUCCCCCGACCGGUCGCACCCUCUGAAAACACGGGCGGACGUCGCUGCCCUGGCGUUCCCAGAGUCCCUCCAAGUGUUUCGAGAGCCCAUGCUCGCCUUGCAACUGGUUCAGAGCGAUGUGGACAAGGUGAUUCCCGCGCUGUCGCAUGUAUUUGUGCUGUGGAGUGACCUGGCCAAUGCCGUGGCUGUGAGUUUGGAACUGGGCAGUUUGGUGUACAAGUGCCUCGAGCGCUCGUUCCUCACCACGACGUCCGUGCCCCAAUUCGUACUGGACCAGUGUCUGCAGCGCCCCCCGCACCUGCACCUACCCCUCCUGCACGGCAUGUACAAGCAAGACUCUGUGCUGUCGUCGCGGCUGCUGGCCCACUGCUGCGUACACAACAACCUGACGCCGUACAUUGCAUUCUGUGACAUGGUGGGGCUGCCAGAUGUCCCCGCCGCCAUCCUCCAAGACAUCGGCCUCUGCGUACAUGUCGACCAAGCCUGUGCCCUCGCCUGCUCUCUUUUGCAGGUUCCGUAUGCUGGGAACGUGGCGGUGGCUACGACGUGCCUUGGCGUAGUGCCAUAUCUGCUUGAGCAUGCCCCCUUGGCCUGCAUGCCUCGACUGGACGCGCUCAUUCGGUCCCUCGUGUCGGUGGCGCCGCCCGUGGUGGUCGCCAAGCUGAGCAUGCGGCUGCUCCUAAGCGAGUUUUCAAUUUUCAAAGAUCAAACGGCCACAGUGUUGCUAAGCUCAUUGCACUGGAAUUCGUGGGAACAGUGGGGUGUGUGGGAACUCCUCUCGGCGGAAUGGCAGGCCAAACAUCACGACAAAGCGACGGUGGCCGCAUUGCGCAAAGUACUAGCAUGUUUAGACCCACAAACCCAUGGCGAAGCGCUUAGUGGCAUUUUGAGGCUGCUGCUGCAAAUUUGCCCCGAUAUGGCGCUGUUGCAGUGUGUGCUCAAGCUGUCGGACGCAUUCGAUCCAUUUCCCAGCAGUGUGCUAGCUAUUUGGUCGGAUAAGUGGCUGUCGAGCGUGCAGCCGUUAGUGGUGGGGUUGCUACAUGAUACUAAAGACGCGGCGGUGGACGUACGUCGACAGCUGAGCAAGUUGCCCGCGAACGCGCUGCUUCUACAAGAGCCAUACGUUCGAGCGGCGUUGCUGGCCGAGUCAAUUCCAGGCCAACUGAGUGGCUCUGCAAGUUGUUCUGAAACGGCCAUCGACGAGCCAGUGAUGAAGAAACCCAAGGUGGACGGUUGAGAGGGAGAUAGAUAUAUUGAUAUAUAUAUAUAUAUACUAC
Molecule: messenger RNA, 3084 nt
Organism: Aphanomyces astaci
Lineage: Eukaryota; Oomycota; Saprolegniomycetes; Saprolegniales; Verrucalvaceae
Exons: 13
Coding region: 45-3044 (999 amino acids)
Cellular component (GO): cytoplasm
Source: RefSeq, a predicted model, not a curated record